AUGGCCGGCCGGCGCGAGUCGCCCCUGAUGCGCGGCGGCGGGGCCGGGCCGCCGCUGUCUCGCGGGUCCCGCAUCGCCGCGGCGGUCGUGGUCGGCGUCGCACUCGGCUGCCUGUGCGCGUUUCUCUACCCCGACGGCCUCUUCCCCCGCGCCCCCGACUCCGCCAUCCAUUGGCCCCGCCGGGCUGAAUUAGUUGCCUGUGAUACAUCUCGGGAAGUUGGCAGACUAAAGUCACGGCUGGUAUUGUUGGAAAGGAAAAAUGCUGAAUUCAAGAAGCAGAUCAAUGAAUUGUCAAUGAAGCUUCAAUUGGCUGGACAAGGGAAAAAUGAGGCCCUGUAUAAGGCUGGUCCAUUUGGUACAGUGAAAGCUCUGAGAACAAAUCCAACAGUUAUUCCUGAUUUAUCCAUCAAUCCCAGAUUGGCCAACAUAUUGGAACAGGUUGCUGUGAAGAAAGAACUGAUAGUUGCAUUGGCAAACUCUAAUGUGAAAGAGAUGCUUGAGAUGUGGUUCACUAACAUAAAACGAGCUGGGUUUUCAAAUUAUUUAGUAGUUGCAUUGGAUGACAACAUAGAGAACUUCUGCAAGUCCAAUGAUGUCCCAGUUUACCGGCGUGAUCCAGAUGAUGGCAUUGACAAUAUUGGCAAGACAGGUGGAAACCAUGCUGUUUCUGGACUCAAGUUCCGCAUAUUGAGGGAAUUUUUGCAGCUUGGAUACAGUGUUCUCCUCUCUGAUAUCGAUAUCAUUUUCUUCCAAAAUCCAUUUGAUCAUCUUUACAGAGAUUCUGACGUAGAAUCCAUGAGUGAUGGCCACAACAAUAUGACAGCUUAUGGAUUCAACGAUGUGUUUGAUGAGCCUUCAAUGGGCUGGGCAAGAUAUGCACAUACAAUGCGUAUAUGGGUUUAUAAUUCUGGAUUCUUUUUCAUAAGGCCGACAAUUCCUUCUAUUGAGCUUCUUGAUAGGGUUGCUUACCGCCUUUCUCACGAGCCCAAAUCAUGGGACCAAGCAGUUUUCAAUGAGGAGCUGUAUUUUCCCUCACAUCCUGGUUAUGAAGGUCUUCAUGCAUCCAAAAGAACCAUGGAUAUCUACCUGUUCAUGAACAGCAAAGUUCUCUUCAAGACGGUGAGGAAAGAUGCUCAUCUGCGGAAGUUGAUGCCGGUGAUUGUGCAUUUGAACUACCAUCCUGAUAAGUAUGAUCGCAUGAAAGCAGUGAUUGAAUUUUAUGUUAAUGGGAAACAAAAUGCCCUUGAACGCUUCCCUGAUGGAUCAGAAUGA
This is a messenger RNA of Miscanthus lutarioriparius, 1272 nucleotides long. NCBI's taxonomy places the organism in Eukaryota, Viridiplantae, Streptophyta, Magnoliopsida, Poales, Poaceae. The record is from the annotation of a GenBank genome assembly.